Molecule: messenger RNA, 1040 nt
Organism: Sinocyclocheilus grahami
Lineage: Eukaryota; Metazoa; Chordata; Actinopteri; Cypriniformes; Cyprinidae
Product: keratin, type II cytoskeletal cochleal-like
Exons: 4
Biological process (GO): keratinization; intermediate filament organization
Cellular component (GO): keratin filament
Molecular function (GO): structural constituent of skin epidermis
Source: RefSeq, a predicted model, not a curated record
AUAUAAAACACUUGAAUGCACACGUGAAAUGCAUGAUAUUGUUACUGUUUUUUUGUAAAAUGAUUACUACCGGGCAUGUAGUGGGAAUGUUGUUGACAUGGGUCAUAUUAAACAUUUAGACGAAAUAUGAGCAUGGUGAAACAGUAGGAAAGAGAGACUGAGCGUGUGUUCACUGCCGAUCUAGAUGCUCAGAUAAAGCGGACAGUGUGCAUGUGUGUCCAAUCUCAAACAGGUUUUCCCACAAUAGGAACUCUCCACCCCAUCCUGGUUGGACUUUAAAAGCCCAGCCUCUCCACAGAGAGACACCUGUUUCGCUCAGGUCUGCCCAGCUGUUCUCAUCUGAAACAUCUUCCACUGCAGCUCCCCACGGUUUCUCUUGACCAACUAUGAGUCUGAGAAGCAAGCGCAUCAGUUCCAGCAGCUCUGUGAGGAGCAGCGGAAAGAUGGGAGGCUAUGGUUACAGCAGUUUAAGUGGGAUCUCCCUGGGAGCAUCUGCCCCGAGCUUUAGCACCAGCUCGGCGUAUUUGGGGCCUCCCAUCUCCAGCAUCUCUGUCAACAAGAGCCUGCUGGCGCCCCUCAACUUGGAGAUCGACCCCAACAUCCAAAUGGUGCGCACUCAGGAGAAGGAGCAGAUCAAGUCGCUGAACAAUCGCUUCGCCAGCUUCAUCGAUAAGGUACGCUUCCUGGAGCAGCAAAAUAAGAUGCUGGAGACCAAGUGGGAGCUUCUGCAGAACCAGACCCCGGGCCGCUCCAACGUCGAGCCCAUGUUUGACGCUUACAUGGCCAACCUGCGCAGACAGAUGGACGUGGUCAACAAUGACAGGACCAAGCUGGAUGGAGAGCUGAGGAACAUGCAGGGACUGGUGGAGGACUUCAAACACAAAUAUGAAGAUGAGAUCAACAAAAGGAACAACCUGGAGAACGACUUUGUGAUUCUGAAAAAGGAUGUAGACUUGGCUUAUCUGGUGAAAGCUGAUUUGGAGGACAAAGUUGGUGCCCUGACUGAUGAGAUCAACUUCCUGAGAACCAUCUACGAUGAG